UGCUCCGCUCGACUCCUAUUUCCUCCCGGCCUUCGCGAUUCGUCUGCUCCGCUCGACUUCCUGCUUUCUCCCUUCUCCACUGCCAUAAGCCGCCCGACGUUUUCGUGUCCGCCUCAAAAAUUAGAAAAAUUUACCAACAUCCUGCACUCUUUCUUCCACCUUGCUUUUUUUUUAUUUUUUUUUUUAAUUUUAAUACUAUAGAGUUCGGCUAGGCCUAUACCUCUUCCACGCAACCUCUUCCACCCAAUCGAUCCUUGAAGACAACCUACUAGGAACUUGCGGUGCUCGACGCCUCCACCAAUCGACCUCGCCGUCUCCAGCAAACUGCAGAACGCCUUGCCAUACACGCCAGUAGAUCUCGCAGACUCAUUUCUUCUACAUCCUCCCAGAAAAAAUCUGCUGAAAUGUCGGCAAGCGCAGCCGCAAUGAUGAUAACAACUGUGUCUCCUGCCAUUGUUCAAAAAUCACAGGAGUCCUUGCCUCUCAGCCUCCUACCAAAAUGCUCCUCCCUCCGAGAAAUCCAACAGCUACACGCCUUCGCCAUCAAGUCCCGCCUUAAUUGGGGCAACUCCUUCCUCUCCAAGCUCAUCAACGCCUUGACCCUCAAUUCGGCGCCUCCGUCCAUGUACCACGCCCACAAGCUGUUCGACCAAAUUUUCCAUAGGGACGUUGUACUAUUCAACACACUUAGCCGGGGUUACUCACGUUCGCAUGAACCGCACCAAGCCAUUGUCCUCUUUUGCCAGAUGCUUGAGGCUUCCAUCGCCCCUGAUGCAUACUCCUUCCCCUCCCUGCUCAAGGCCUGUGCAUCCGCCCACGCCCUCUGUGAGGGGAAGCAGGCGCAUGCGACUGCCAUCAAAUGCGGCUUUGCUUCUAACACCUUCGUGCUCCCCACCCUCAUUAACAUGUACUCCCAAUGCGGCGACAUCAAAGCCGCCCGCACCAUCUUCGACCAUGGGACCGACCUGUGCGUCAUCUCUUACAAUUCCAUGAUCACAGCCUGCGUGCAGAGCAGUCGACCAAGCGAGGCAUUGGCGUUGUUCCGAGAGAUGCAGUCCAGGCGGCUCUGUCCUACCAAUGUCACGAUACUCGGAGUUCUUGCCGCCUGCGCUUUGAUAGGGGCGCUUUAUCUUGGAAAGUGGAUCCAUGAGUAUGUGAAGAAGAACGGCUUCUCAUCCUAUAUUAAGGUGAACACAGCACUCAUCGACAUGUAUGGAAAGUGCGGUAGCUUGGAAGAUGCUAUCGGAGUGUUCAACGAGAUGGAGUUUCGAGAUACCCAGGCAUGGUCGGCCAUGAUAGUGACUUACGCGAUUCAUGGACAGGGUAUUUUGGCACUCAAGCUGUUCGACGAAAUGCUCCAAAAGGGAGUUAGACCGGACAGCAUAACCUUUUUGGGAAUCCUAUACUCUUGCAGCCACUCGGGCAUGGUUAAGCAAGGCCUUGGAUAUUUCCGCAUUAUGUACAGUGAUUACGGAAUCCUUCCGGGAAUCAAGCAUUAUGGUUGCAUCGUUGAUUUGUUGGCUCGAACGGGGAAGCUGGAAGAGGCUUAUGAUUUUAUCAAUGGUUUGUCGAUCGAGCCAACGCUGAUUCUGUGGAGGACUUUGCUGUCAGCCUGUGCAGGGCAUGGGAAUGUUGACCUCGGUAAAAAAGUGUUCGACAGAAUCAUUGAAUUGGAUGAUUCACAUGGCGGUGACUAUGUGAUCUUAUCAAACAUGUGCGCAUUGAAUAGAAUGUGGGAGGAUGUGAACGAGAUUAGGAAGUUGAUGGGUGGGAGAGGGGUGGUGAAGGUGCCAGGAUGCAGCUCCAUUGAGGUUGACAGCAAGGUGCACGAGUUCUUCGCCAGUGAUGGGAAACAUCCAGAUUCUAAGAAGGUCCAUAGGAUGGUGGAUGAAGUUAUGGAGCAACUCAAGGUGGUUGGUUAUGUCCCUGAUACUUGUAAGGUGCAUCAUGUGGAUCUCACGGAGGAAGAAAAGGAAGUGAGCCUUAGAUAUCACAGCGAGAAGCUAGCGAUCGCAUUUGGGCUCUUAAACACGCCGCCAGGAUCAACUAUUCGGGUAGUGAAGAAUCUCAGAAUCUGCAGUGAUUGUCACUCAAUGGCGAAGCUGGUAUCCAUGGUGUUUGGAAGGCAGAUAAUCCUUCGGGAUCUCAAUAGGUUCCAUCAUUUUGCCGUUGGACAAUGCUCUUGUGCUGACUACUGGUAGAAAGAAGCACAAUCUUGACUCUUUCCCCCACCUUGCUUUUUUUUAUUUUUAUUUUAAUACUAUAGAGUUCGGCUAGGCCUAUACCUCUUCCUCCACCCAAUCGAUCCUUGAAAACAAUCUACUAGGAACUUGCGGUGCUCAACGCCUCCACCAAUCGACCUCGCCGUCUCCAGCAAACUACAGAACGCCUUGCCAUACACGCCAGUAGACCUCGCAUGUGUGUAAUUUCUGAGUGUACUUUUUUAAAAAGUUUCAUGUCAAGUUUUUGUAUUUUUAAUGAUUUAUAGGGUUUUUGAUAGUUUCAAUAUUUUUGAAACGGUUUAAAA
Dendrobium catenatum is the source of this 2527-nucleotide messenger RNA. RefSeq names its product pentatricopeptide repeat-containing protein At2g02980, chloroplastic. The record is from RefSeq and is a predicted model, not a curated record. Bases 405 to 2201 code for a protein of 598 amino acids. The transcript has 2 exons. Gene Ontology annotation, molecular function: RNA binding; zinc ion binding; protein binding. NCBI's taxonomy places the organism in Eukaryota, Viridiplantae, Streptophyta, Magnoliopsida, Asparagales, Orchidaceae. Gene Ontology annotation, biological process: RNA modification.